ACGCCGCAGCGCGAACAGUGCAACAUGUCCCGAUCGUUCCUAGUCGACACCUUGAUCAGUGAUACGAAAGACUGCAAAAAGACAGACAUGUCUAGUGAACAUUUGAACCCGUACACGAGUUUGAUCAAUCAGCACUUGGACACACGGCCCAAGUUUCUGCCGUACCCUUACCAGGGUAACCUGAACAAUCUUCUGAGCCUUGGACUUCAGCAGCAGCAACGGUCUCCAGACCUAUUCCGUCCUUUCCUCGAGCAUCUGAACUUCAGAUACCCUCUCUUCCAUCAGCUACCAAGGCAGCCAGAUUUUUUCGAACCAGUACAAAGCGAACAAAGACCAUUUGAAGGAUAUCUGAAAACUGAAGAACAAGAGCCAAUUAGUUUUGUGAGCCGAAGAAAAAAAUCUGUGUCGCCGUAUCUUCAUCACCCGUACAAGUCAACAGCAACGUCGCCGGCGAAAAGUCAAGGUCAGAGGUCACCUUCGCUGUCGAGUGAGAGCCGAAAUGGAACUCCAAGUCCGCCGCUGGCGCACCCUGAAGAACUCCUCCCUGGUUACUCAAAGGACUUGAAACGAAUUCCAAUCAAAGAAGACUCUAGCAAACGGAUUAGAACCGCCUUCACCGGAACGCAACUUUUAGAGUUGGAGAGAGAAUUUUCGAUGAACAUGUACCUGUCGCGAUUGAGACGCAUCGAGAUCGCGUCGAGACUGAAGCUGUCGGAGAAACAAGUGAAAAUCUGGUUCCAGAAUCGCCGCGUGAAGUUGAAGAAGGAGGAGAGUCCGAUGAGUUCUACCGAGGGUAAAGCUAAGAAGUGCUGCUGCACGAAGGCAUCGUGCUCCAAAAACCGGGAAUCUUCGUGCGAUAACGAUCAAGAACAAAUCGAUGUGGUCAGUGAUAACGACACCAGUUUCGAAGCCCAAAACUUAUCGCAGUACCCUUGAACUGUCUUACGUUUUAAUCAAUACGAACUGUUUAAACAGAUAAACUUUUGGUAAUGUAUGUGAAUAAAUUAUUAACGGAGAGUACGCGAAAUUUUCGAACUUCGCGAACUUCUUGCUGAGAUGGGAUGCUGUAUAAAUAUUUGUACAUUGUUAGUGUUAUAAUGAUAAUUUAUGAUCAUGUGAAUUUUGCGAGGAUAUUCAUAGAUAUAUUUUCUUAGCGGUUUACAAUUUGUUAGGUGGAAUAAAUUUUAUAUUGAAUUUGUUUGGUUUUAUUGACGCAUACCUCAGUAGUGGGGUUGUUCACUGAGUAAUUAAUUUAUGGGACCAGGAAUCUCAAGUACCAUGAGG
Ostrinia furnacalis (Asian corn borer) is the source of this 1284-nucleotide messenger RNA. RefSeq names its product homeobox protein Hox-D4a. Bases 25 to 936 code for a protein of 303 amino acids. The transcript has a single exon. Gene Ontology annotation, cellular component: nucleus. The record is from RefSeq and is a predicted model, not a curated record. Gene Ontology annotation, biological process: regulation of DNA-templated transcription. Gene Ontology annotation, molecular function: DNA-binding transcription factor activity, RNA polymerase II-specific; sequence-specific double-stranded DNA binding. NCBI's taxonomy places the organism in Eukaryota, Metazoa, Arthropoda, Insecta, Lepidoptera, Crambidae.